Molecule: messenger RNA, 578 nt
Organism: Globicephala melas (long-finned pilot whale)
Lineage: Eukaryota; Metazoa; Chordata; Mammalia; Artiodactyla; Delphinidae
Gene: APOC2
Product: apolipoprotein C2
Biological process (GO): lipid transport; positive regulation of lipoprotein lipase activity; lipid metabolic process
Cellular component (GO): chylomicron; spherical high-density lipoprotein particle; very-low-density lipoprotein particle
Molecular function (GO): phospholipase binding; phospholipase activator activity; lipoprotein lipase activator activity
Source: RefSeq, a predicted model, not a curated record
CCCACAAGCAGUUCUGUUGGCCAGGACUUUGGCCUAGGCGUUGAGGUCGGGGUGGUGGCUGUGAAGGGGUGGACCUCAAGCGCUAUAAAGCCUUUCUCUGCCUGAUUGGAGCUGGUGAGGACAGCCUGCCAGAGUCCGCAUUCCAGGUCUCCUGACACCAUGGGCACCCGAUACUUCCUGGCUCUGUUUCUCAUCCUCCUGGUGUUGGGAUUCGAGGUCCAGGGCGACCCUGUACCCCAGCAAGAAGAGACUGCCAGCCCUGCCAUGCUCACCAAGGUGCAGGAAUCACUCUUAGGUUACUGGGAUCUAGCCAAGGCAGCUGCCCAGAAGCUGUACAAGAAGACAUACUUGCCCGCCAUGGAUGAGAAAAUCAGGGACAUAUACAGCAAAAGCACGGCAGCUGUGACCACCUAUGCAGGGAUUUUUACUGACCAGGUCAUUUCUCUGCUGAAGGGAGAACAUUAACAGCUGGGUCCCCAAUCUCGGGGGGAGUCCAGAACCCAGCAACCCCUUGGGUCCCCUGAUCUAUACCCCAUCCCACUUCCUAGCAACUCUCAGCGUCCUGCUCCCAACUCUAG